AUGGCGUUGUGUGGAUUGAGUCUCAGUCAGUGUUUCCGGAUCCUAGAGAUGGUGUUCUGCGCGCUGGCCCUGAUCAUCCCGAUGUUCCGUGGCUCCAUGUCCAGUCCGUACGGGAUCUGGUGCGAGUUUGUGUGGGUGUUUGGACUCAUUGUGGCUGUGGUGAUCUUCGUGAUCGAAAAAUACCUGGUGGAUAAACUGAUCGAGCUCCUGGUGCUGAAGCACACCUGGAGCGAUCUCUCCUGCGGACUGACCCUUCUGUCAUCCCUCAUGCUGUUGUCCGCGUCUCUCAUCUAUUCCUCUGUGUUUGUGUGUGCAACAUGCAUCGCAGAUAUGAUUUGCGCCAUCGCCUCCAUUCUGGCUUGUGGCGUGUACAUGUUGGACGGCGUGAUGUUAAAACUAAAGUGUCCCGAAGGUUAUCUGUCCAGCGUACGAGGCAUCCUGCGCUUCAGCCAGGCGUUUGUGGCCUGCCUCCUCUUCACCGCGGUAUACAGCUACUUCAAAGGGGUGGAAAACCAAUUCCGCCCUGGUGGUUUGAUCUGGUGCAUUCUGGUCUACGUGGUGUGUUUCCUUCCAACCGUGGUGGUGAUACCGUCACACCUGCAGAAGUGUGUGGAUCUGCUGCGAUGCUGCAAUCUCGAUAAGUUGGAGCUGGUGCUCGACAUCGUCGCUGUAGCUCUGUACGUGUCUGCGGCCAUCAUCUGGCCUGUGUUUGGAUAUAAAAACUAUAAAAGAGACUCUGAAACUCACGAUUAUCGCUUUCAUGACCUCAAUAUCAUCACAGUCAUGACAUACGUGAACUUGGGGCUUUACAUCGCAGACCUCGUUUUGACAUUGAUUGUACUUUGUAAAAACAGAUAG
This is a messenger RNA of Megalobrama amblycephala (Wuchang bream), 858 nucleotides long. Its product is annotated as myeloid-associated differentiation marker-like protein 2. The coding region runs from base 1 to 858 and encodes 285 amino acids. The record is from RefSeq and is a predicted model, not a curated record. The transcript has a single exon. Gene Ontology annotation, cellular component: membrane. NCBI's taxonomy places the organism in Eukaryota, Metazoa, Chordata, Actinopteri, Cypriniformes, Xenocyprididae.